UCAUGUGUUGCCAAAUCAACUUUUGUUUUUGGGCUUCACUGUCAGAAAAUGAAGCAUAAAACAAAAAUGUGUAAACCAUUGCCAGGACAGCGAAAUCAUGUUGCGAAAUUCUCACAAAUAAGUGAUUGGUCGUUGCAUUUUCCUUGACAUUAAUGCCUAGUGAAUCCCAACCUCGUCACUUUGCAAGAUCAUUGUUCGAUGCAGAGUUCGACCGGCAUGAAGUUCCCGAAAUCCCUGAUUAAAGUGUUGAUGUUGGCCCUGAUUGGGGUUAAUCGAAGAUGGACGUUGGCCCUCAUUGUGAGGGGAACAACCCUCGGGCCUGACUUUGUUCGUAUUAUGGGCGCAGUUGCCAAGCCUUGUCCAAUCCAAUUUCCGGCGGCCUUUGACAGUGGGAGCAAGUGUUGCAAAAGCUUCUCCGUAGCUGAUCGAGUUACUGCUUUGGAAUUUGAGGAUUCGGAGUCGACGUGUACCAACAACGAUUGGAUCGCUUGCCCGACAAGGCACAUGCCUUGUAUUUCCCAUUUCAAACCCUAUAUCUGCCCUAUUUACGCCUCUGUGGGAUUAGAUCAAGGGUGCUGCACCGCUUCAGUGACACGUUGGGCGGAAAAGGAAACUCCACCUUGUCGAGGAGUUAAGAUCUCGAUGGACACGCCCUCUUCAUGUUGUCCCACCGAGGCGUUCAUCUAUGUGGAGGCUUGCGCUCAGAAUCGUCGAAAAUGUCUAAACUAUGGGCCAUUGCCUCAUGUGGUGAAACCAAUCCAACCAAUUGUGUUGGAAGAGGAAUCAUGGGAGGGAUAUAAUGCGUCAUUUGCAUUGAUUGACUCGCUUUGUGAUAUUAAGCACCUCACGUAUUGGAUAUCAAAGCCUCGAGUUGGCCAUUUCGUAUUCGAUUUGGGUUACCAUCUCAUCCCUCACAAGCUAACUUUGAGAAAUUCUCGUCACGAUGAGAAAAAUCGUAGGGCUGUUCAAGAUUUCACCUUUUCUGGAUCUGGGAUUGAGGCGCCAUAUGAUUGGGUUCAAUUGGCAACUGGUCGCUUAGAAAAUCCAAUGAGUCCUGAAGUACCCUUUUGUGGCGUUCCAUUGACCUUUUUUCCGAUUAAAACCGACUUCAACUUGAGAUAUUUCAGAUUUGAUAUAGACACUUAUUAUAACCACGGAGGUGCGCUUAACUACAUCACAGUCGAAUAGCCGGAGACUUAGCUGCCACUCGCACAUAUUAUGUCUUUGCCAUUUCACGCACAAUCGUUUGAAACUUAUUCG
This is a messenger RNA of Tigriopus californicus, 1260 nucleotides long. RefSeq lists its product as uncharacterized. The coding region runs from base 199 to 1188 and encodes 329 amino acids. NCBI's taxonomy places the organism in Eukaryota, Metazoa, Arthropoda, Copepoda, Harpacticoida, Harpacticidae. The record is from RefSeq and is a predicted model, not a curated record. The transcript is spliced from 5 exons.